UAGGAGUAAGCCAAGAAAACUGCUCCCAUCUCUUAAUCUUAGCUGAAGAAGCAAUGGCGAACCAAAGCGGGUCCAAAACUGCAGGAAAAGCUAUAAGAUGCAAAGCUGCAGUUUGCAGAAAUCCAGGAGAAGCACUCUUGAUAGAGGAAAUUGAGGUUGAUCCACCAAAGGCUUGGGAAAUUAGGAUAAAGAUUCUCUGCACUUCUCUUUGUCAUUCUGACAUUACCAUCUGGAAAAGCCCCACCGCACCAAUCGCAGCUUUUCCCAUAAUUUUCGGCCAUGAAGCUGUAGGAGUUGUUGAGAGUGUGGGGGAGCAUGUGGAGGAAGUUCAAGAAGGGGAUAUGGUGGUGCCAGUGUUUCAUCCGAAUUGCAGAGAAUGUAGGGACUGCAAGUCCCAUAAGGGGAAUGAUUGCUCCAUAUUUGGUUACCAACUGCCCACCAAUAUGCCAAGGGAUGCAACAAGUAGAUUCAAGAGCAUGAAUGGGGAGGAGUUGCACCAUUUCUUGUUUGUUUCCAGCUUCACCGAGUACACGGUGGUGGAUGUGGUUAAUGUUGUGAAAAUCCCAAAAGAAUUCCCGGUUGAUAAAGCCUGCCUGCUUAGCUGCGGAAUAUCCACCGGGAUAGGAGCAGCAUGGAAGGUGGCAGAUAUUGAAGAAGGCUCCACGGUCGAUUUUGGCCUGGGACCUGUUGGACUUGCGGUUGCAGAAGGGGCCAGAUUACGUGGAGCUUCAAAGAUCAUUGGUAUAGAUUUGAAUGAUGAAAAAUUUGAGAUGGGGAAAAGGUUUGGGGUCACUGAUUUUAUCAACCCCUCAGCAUGUGGAGACACAAAAGUCUGUGAGGUGAUUAAGGAAAUAACAGAUGGGGGUGCCGACUACUGCUUUGAGUGCAUUGGGUUGGCUUCACUAAUGGAAGAUGCUUUCAAUAGUACUAGAACGGGUUGGGGCAAGACAGUGAUAUUGGGAGUGGAGAAGCAUGCAACACCAUUAACUAUCGGCACACUUGCUCUUCUAAGAGGCAAAACUGUGACUGGCUCUUUCUUUGGAGGACUCAAACCCAAAUCUGACAUCCCAAUGCUUGCUCAAAAAUAUCUCAACAAGGAGCUUAAUCUGGAUGGAUUCAUAACACAUGAAAUGAGUUUAGAGGAGAUCAACAAAGCUUUUGAUUUACUGCUUCAAGGAAAAAGUCUCCGUUGUAUCAUACGGAUGGAGUAAAUGCUUUUGUUGUUU
Molecule: messenger RNA, 1226 nt
Organism: Hibiscus syriacus
Lineage: Eukaryota; Viridiplantae; Streptophyta; Magnoliopsida; Malvales; Malvaceae
Product: alcohol dehydrogenase-like 5
Biological process (GO): formaldehyde catabolic process
Cellular component (GO): cytosol
Molecular function (GO): zinc ion binding; S-(hydroxymethyl)glutathione dehydrogenase [NAD(P)+] activity
Source: RefSeq, a predicted model, not a curated record